CAAAUUUACUACCACAAACUCGAGAAGAAAAUUGUAAAUCCCCAAGGCCCAAAGACAAGACAAAAAAUCAGCAAACCGGCAAAGGCAUUAGAAAUCCAACGGCGAUGAUUCCUUCUGCCUCCGCCUCGAGUGUUCUCCGCCACCAGAAGAGAAAAAUUCUUCAAACGAAAAAAAUCACCAACUCCCAUUCCAUGGUUCCAACCCCCGUUUUGCCGAAAUUUUUUUUAUAUUCCCUCGUAAUAUAUAACAGAAUAAUAAUCAACAAAUACCUCUCUCGCGAUUCAUGCUUCCCUCUCCUCGCCACUAUUCCCGUUCUUCAUGGUCACUUGAAGAAGAACCCUUAAACCUCCAUCUAGUCGUGUGCCGCACUUUCCCCCCUUUCUCAACCGCUUUAACAUGCCGCCAUGGCUGUAAUUCUUGAGGCUGUUGGUGUGUUUCUGGGGACCUCCCAUUUUCUGGGAGCCAUGGUGUUCCUAAUUCUCAUAUGGGUUGCCUUCCUCGUUGGUGUAGCCAUUGGUUGGGUGUGGAAGCCCAGUUGGGCACCCGGUUUAUCCCAACUGGGUAGUUUGGUUUCUUCUUCUGCUGCUGCUGCUGCGCACAAAUUGGUGGAUUCUUCGCCUUCCCGGUGUCCGGCUUCUCCGUUGAAGGGUUUUGGGUCGGCCCCUUGCCUCACGUCCUUCUUGCUCAGCUCGCCUAAUUUGGUGGGUACCAGCUCACUUGCCGUCACCCAAUCUCAAUUUGAAGAUUCUCGUGGAGGAUCCCAGCUGGAUGAUGAACGGCCUAAUGCUGCCGAUCUGGUCACAGAAGAGGAUUUGGUGUAUCUCCAUAACCUUGUGGAAAUGAAAGAUGGAGGUCCUUCAUGGAUACAGAUGAUGGAUCGUUCCACACCAGGCAUGACUUACCAAGCAUGGAGGAGAGACAUCAAGGAUGGUCCACCUCAAUAUCGUACGAGAACUGUUUUCGAGGAUGCCUCACCGGAGAUAGUGAGAGACUUCUUCUGGGAUGACGAGUUCCGGCUAAAUUGGGACGAUAUGCUAGCCUGUGUGGCUGUUGUAGAUGAGUGCCCCACAACAGGGUCCAUGGUCGUGCAUUGGUUAAGAAAAUUUCCCUUCUUCUGUAGCGACAGAGAGUACACAAUAGGCCGGCGAAUCUGGGAGUCUGGAAGGUCUUAUUACUGUGUUACAAAGGGAGUACCUUAUCCUUCCAUCCCAAGGCGUGAUAAACCAAGGCGUGUGGAUUUGUACUACUCAAGCUGGUUUAUUCGACCAGUGGAAUCUAGAAGAGGGGAUGGCCAACUGACAGCAUGCGAGGUUCUGCUCUUCCACUACGAAGACAUGGGCAUCCCAUGGGAGCUCGCAAAGCUUGGGAUUCGUCAGGGAAUGUGGGGAACGGUCAAGAAGAUUGAGCCUGGGUUGCUUGCUUACCAAACGGCAAGAGCAUCGGGAACAGCACUCUCUCGCACUGCCUUCAUGGCUCAGAUCAACACGAAACUGAACCCCGAGUUACUGAAAUCACCGCGAGGCAGCACCAAGGAGGUAUCAAUGGCAGAGGCCGAAGCAGAGAGCUCGUCUGAUCAAAGUUCAGGCACGAACGUACCGAAGAUGUUGCUUAUAGGUGGACUUAUCGCGGUUGCUUGCAGCAUCGACCGAGGUCUCCUGACGAAAGCAUGUGUGUUUGGGUUAGCUAGAAAGUUAGGGAAUUUGGGGAAGAGACUCAGCUGAGGACAGAAGAUGUUAGUAACUUAGUAGUAGUGAUGGUUGUAUAUGUGUAUGAUAUGGAAACCAGGAGCAAUAAUGUUUAUUGUUGAAUGAAGUAGCUGUUCGAGC
Molecule: messenger RNA, 1826 nt
Organism: Linum trigynum
Lineage: Eukaryota; Viridiplantae; Streptophyta; Magnoliopsida; Malpighiales; Linaceae
Source: the annotation of a GenBank genome assembly